Ostrinia nubilalis (European corn borer) is the source of this 3251-nucleotide messenger RNA. RefSeq names its product programmed cell death protein 2-like (gene trus). Gene Ontology annotation, biological process: apoptotic process. The transcript has 9 exons. Lineage: Eukaryota; Metazoa; Arthropoda; Insecta; Lepidoptera; Crambidae. Bases 86 to 1426 code for a protein of 446 amino acids. Gene Ontology annotation, cellular component: cytoplasm. The record is from RefSeq and is a predicted model, not a curated record.
AAAAGAAUGUCAAAGUUUGCUGCACAUCUUUCAAUUUUUGUUCAUCGAUUAUUUUCCAAAAAUAAAUAUUUUACUUUAAUUUUGAAUGACAAUGGCAAAACAGCAAGGCAAAGUGUAUUUGGGAUACGAAGACGAACCCAUCGGAGAAAAGUUUCAGACGCUUUUAUCUUACACAGUGAAUAAAAUUGGGGGAUUGCCUGAUUGGCCUCCUUUGGAAAAUGUGCAAUUCUCUUCGAAGUGUCCCCUCUGCGGGCUACAUAGGCUGCUCGUUGUGCAAUGCUAUGCUCCUCUUGAAAAUUCAACCUAUCAUCGCACUUUGUAUGUUUUCGCGUGUAUCAAUCCAAACUGUUGGACGCAAUCUGAGAGCUGGCUAUGCCUCCGAAGUCAAAUUCUAGAUAGUGCAUCGAGUCAGCCAAGUACUAUAGUUGCUAUGCCAAAAUCGGAGAGUAACCUUACUUGGUGCAACGGUGCUGAUGAAUGGGAUGAAAAUGAUAACGGAGAUAGCGCUAACGGAAAUGUAAUGAAUGUUGACAACGCCCCUAGUCCUAACAAUGCAAUGCAAAGAAAUUCAGAUGAAGACGAAGAAAGCAAUUCCAUAGAAUUGGAGACUGUGGAACAAGCACUCGGAAACUUACAAGUAUUUGAUGCUCAUAAUGCUAACAUGUCCCCAGUGCAAGGAGCCAUUGGGGCUAUUGGUGCUCCAGUAGCAGCGGCAGAGUUGGAAGGCGGGGAUGAACCAGGGCUGGUGACGGUGGACACACCUUUGGCACCUACUAGUGAUAUGGAGACCUUACUUCACCAAACAGCUGAAUUGCCACCUGACUUACGAAGUCGACUAAUGCUAGGACCUUUACAAUUUGUGCCAAAGUAUAUUUAUGUUGAAGAGGAAUGGAGAAAACCACACAACUAUGAAGACAAAGUGACUGAACUUCUUAACAAAUAUCAAAGAGAAAAUGAAGAAAUAGAAGUACCCGCCGCCGGCGAUAGAGUGGGAGGGGCAUUGGGCGGGUCGGAGGACGAACAGUACGAAGAGGCCACGCCCCUCCAUGGUGACAGACUCUUCCACGCGUUUAUAACCCGCUUGCAGGAUAAUCCUGGACAAAUAUUGAGAUAUUCCCGCGAAGUGCCACCAUUGCUUGGCGCGCCGCUGCCGAGUGCCGCCAACACGCCUGAAGGAGGUGCGGCCGCGGCGGCCACUGGACUUGCACAGGUUGGCGGCACCUGCCCCCGCUGCGGCCGCGCGCGCGUCUGCGAGCUCCAACUGGUGCCAGCUCUGGCACAUUCGCUGCGUCUGGCCGGAGCCUCCCCCGCGCCGUCUCACCUGCACUUCCUUUCAGUUUUAAUACUCACAUGCCCGCUCAGCUGCUGGCAACCCCGAGACACACUCGUGCAAGAGGCCGUUGUGUUCCAACCGGAAGUCGUUUAAAAGAUGUUCGAAUUUUGAAUCCCACUUGUCAGGAAAUAAAUUAAUAGCGGAUGGAAUAGUUUCAGAAUGAGAGAUUCCUGUUCGAAAACAAAACACUAGCGAUAGUGACGUACGCGGGUGGUAUCAGUGCUGGCACGGUAAUAAUAUCAUACAGUAUUAUAACUUCAUAUAAACCGACGAAACGCGAGCUUUCCUUCGAAUUUCAAAUCUCGGGACGCGGUCGAAAUCCGAAAGUUAGGGUUAGGGGUGUCGCGAAUGUGCCGAAAGGACGUCGAUGGCCUAGCUAGUGUUGAAAAUGACAAGUACUAUACUCUAUGAAAAUGACUAAGGUGAUUGAAUUUGACUACCGUCAUUUACGGUCAAUUUUGUCAAAAACAAGUUAUUAACAGUCAAAAAUGGUCAUUUUCAGUCAGUUUGAUUUGAAAUAAAAAUUAUAUUGUAUUAAAUCAGCUUUUGCCCACGACUUCAUCCGCCUGAAAUUAAAGUAACAGGUCAUUAAGUACUCAUUAUGAUUAGUAGAUUCAAAAUUAUUUUAGUAUAUUUUUUUAAAUUAAAUCUACUAACACAAAACAACACGCAUUUUUAUCCUAUUCCAUUCACAAAGUAUUUUGUUUGUCUAAAUAAAAAAAAAUUACAAUCACAAAACUAGAUAGAAAUUCUAAGUAGACAGAUGUAAUUAGAAUGGGUACCGCAGGUGAGCAGCCCUAUCGCAUGUUGUCAUACCGUGACGUACCGCGGGGCUGUUGACAUUUAUUUCAAAAAUAUGGCCGAGUUGGAAUACUGUAUAGAUAGUAUUACCGUGGUGCUGGGCUCCUCUGUGCCAACUGACCUACACUUCCUCUCAGUCCUCAUACUAUCUUGUCCACAGGCUGGCAGCCACGUGUUUAAAUAGAAAAGGUGGUUCGAAUUUUGAAUUUUAUCAAAAGGAAACAAAUGAAUAGCUGAUAUUAAAUUGUUAUUUGUUUCACUAAUUCCUGUUCAAAACAAAAUUAAACGAUAGUAAGGCUGGGUUGCACCAUCUUACUUUAACUUUAUCAAACGUCAAAAAUCUGUCAAACUCUAUACAAAACACACCGGUUAUCGUCAAAGUUAGGUGGUGCAACUCGGCCUUAAAGAAUGUAGGCGAUUAUUAUGUAAGUAGAAUCUAAAGCUCCCUAGAGCUCCAGUCUGCUCUGCCCAUUUCCCUUUGGGAAUUUCUGAAGUUUUCCAUUUGGAGUAAAUAACUUUAAAUAAAGUAGGUAUCUUAGAUGUCAAUUCUCCGUCAACUGAACCUGACAAUCUUGUAGUGUAAAACUUAGCGUCAGUGUUUUAAUCAACUUCGACGUAUUCACAUUAUAAUUACCUAUAUUAUACCUAUAAUGACAAAAUGCAUGAUGUAUUGGUGUUGUCGCCAUGUACUUACUGUACAGCUUUAGUCAUUUAACUACUUAUUAUAUUCUUUGUUUUUAUUAUGUAAAAUCAGUCAGCCAGUCUUUUAAAAAUUAAGAUUUUAAACAUUUACAUUUAAGUGUAAACGUGCGUCUGUGAUCUUACUUUUGUUAGGAUGUAAUCUUGUGAUUAUAAAUAAGUUAUUUCCAUUAUUGUGGCUUCCUGAAUACAAUUCAUCUUUAUUGAGAUAUUUAUUACAUAGCAUUUACGAGUAUGUAUAGAACUUUUUAUUUCAGCACAAGUCCAUUAUAAGCUGCUAGUUAGAGUUAGAUUAAGGUGUAUAAUUGUAAUGGGGUAGUAAUUACUUCUAAAUUCUUAUCCAUCCAUUACUACUUUAGACUUUCUGAUCUAACCCAUGUAAUUAGAUUUUUGGAUAGCAAUAAAAUCCAUAAUUUAA